GUGUGUGUGUAUACGGUGGGAUAUAAAGAGCUCCAGCCCCUCGCCCUGGACUCACACUCAGCUGCUGAAGCACCAUGAAGUCCCUGCUGGGAGGAGUGUGGCUUCUCGGAGCCCUGAACGUCGCUGCAGCCUUCCCUUUGGUAAAGAACAUCACCCAGAAUGAGAUGCACAGACAGGAGCCCGUGAUCCCAGGUUUGCCGGACCGUUGCGACGGCCUAGGGUUCGACGCCAUCACCUUGGACGAGCAGGGAGUCACCAAUUACUUCAAGGGUGGGUCGGUGUGGGCUGGGCACAGAGGCCCCGCCCGGCACAUCAGCGGAGCCUGGGCCCAGGUCCCCACCCCUUUCGACGCCGCCUUCCGACUGCACCGCACCUCCAGCGACGGCCACGACCGCCACGACCAUGUCUUUAUCUUCAAGGGGGAGCGGGUAUGGCAGUUCCACGGCGCCGUGUCUGAGGGCAACUUCCUGAUCCGUGACCUGUUCCCCGGUGUUCCCGACGCGCCGGACGGGGCCGUGGAAUGUCCAAAGGGAGACUGCGCCGAGGACUCCGUGCUCUUCGUCAAAGGGGACACGAUGUACACGCUGGACCUCAGCACCAACACGGUGAAGUCGAGGCAGUGGGCGGCGGUGCGGGACUGCACGGCGCUGUCGCGCUGGCUCGACCGCUACUACUGCUUCCAGGGGACCCUCUUCACCCGCUUCCACCCGGUCACCGGCGCCGUGGAGCCCGUGUACCCCAAGGAUGCCCGCGACUACUUCAUGGUCUGCCCGGGUCGAGGCCACGCCAGUCGCAAUGCCUCGAUAGACAGGCGGGUCUUUAACCGCUGCAGUGACGUCCCGUACGAUGCGUUUGACCACGACGCGCUGGGCAGGAUGUACGCCUUCCGCGGUGACUGGUAUUUCCGGGUGGACUUACAGAGGGACGUCUGGCAUCCGUGGCCGCUCAGCUCCAGUUGGCUGGGGCUGCACGGACCCGUGGAUGCCGUCUUCAGCUGGGACAACAAGAUGUACUUCAUCAAGGUUAGUGACCCCGUGACUUACCAACUGUACCCAGUGAGUCAGUGACUGUACCCCGUGAGU
Messenger RNA from Amblyraja radiata (thorny skate), 1082 nucleotides. Its product is annotated as hemopexin. Lineage: Eukaryota; Metazoa; Chordata; Chondrichthyes; Rajiformes; Rajidae. The record is from RefSeq and is a predicted model, not a curated record. The transcript has 8 exons. The coding region runs from base 75 to 1067 and encodes 330 amino acids.